CUUAGAUUCGAUGGAUGUUCAAUAAGUAAAGUUUGAUACUCGUGGUAUCAUAAUCUACGGGUAUCAUAAAGUUAUUUUUCACACAACCCUUCUUUCAGGUCACAUAUAUAAAAGAUCGAUCUUAAUGUCACAUUUUCAGCAUUCACUUCAUUUACUCCAACAUACUAAAAAUGCGCUCAUCUAUUCCCAUUCUAAUCUGCUGCUUAUAUGCACUUAGCGCUGUUGACGCCACACCAUUUUCAAAGGCAGGAAAUGCCGAAGUUCAGCAAGGUAAUGUCAAGGCUGCCGAACCUCAACAACUUUGGUCCGAAGACAAGGGUGAUGAUGAUGAUGAGGAGGACAAAGGUGGCCACAAUGGCGAUGAAUGUGCUACCCGCUCAGUUUCCAUCCUGAUUGGAUCUAGCACCUAUGCCAUUCCCUGCUUGGGAGCCGGUUCUAUCGUUAAUCUCAACGGUCUUCUUGCCGAUGCCCUUCCUUCAGUUUUCCCCUCUCCAUCUCCUUCUUCUUCUGUUGCUAGCUCUUCUGCUGUUUCCAGCUCUGCCGCUUCCAGCUCUGCUGCUUCUAGUUCUGACGUUUCCAGCUCUGGUGUUUCCAGUUCUGAUGCUUCUACCACCUCUGACACCACCACCACCACUACUACUACUACCGAUACCACUACCACUACUACCACUACCGACACUACCACUACCGACACUACCACUACCGAUACUACCACUACCACUACCACUACCACAGCAACCACCCCUUAAAGCUGAUAGAUGUAUCAGAUAAUUUUUGCGUACUUAUUUGUUGAAGGUUUGCUUCAAACAAAUGCUCAAGUUGAUCUUCUCGUAUCUACAUUUCCUUUUGCAUAACGGAUGAUAAUGUAAUUAUCUUAAUAAAUGAAUGCAACGAAGUUGAAACGUGGACUGAUGACUUAAUUGCCACUAUCUCCGAUGC
Molecule: messenger RNA, 939 nt
Organism: Umbelopsis ramanniana AG
Lineage: Eukaryota; Fungi; Mucoromycota; Umbelopsidomycetes; Umbelopsidales; Umbelopsidaceae
Exons: 1
Coding region: 171-749 (192 amino acids)
Source: RefSeq, a predicted model, not a curated record